AUGACCAAUAAUAAGGAUAAAGUGAGUCAAUGGGAAAAUAAAAUUGCUGUUGUAACUGGUGCUAGCUCAGGUAUUGGAGCUGCAAUUGUACAAGAUUUAGCAAGAUCAAAAAUUAAAACAAUUGCAUUAGCAAGACGUCUCGAACGUAUGGAAGGUAUAAAAUUAAGUAUGCCACGUGAUUUACAAAGUUAUUUGAAUCCGAUGAAAUGUGAUGUAUCAAAUGAAGAAGAAGUUCAAAAAGCUUUUGAACAAAUUAUUACUAAAUAUGGUGGAGUUGAUAUUUUGGUAAAUAAUGCUGGUAUAUUUCGUGAAGGUAAUUUAAUUGCAAUGGAUUUAAAAACUAUUAAAAAAGUUGUCGAUACAAAUUUAUAUGGUACAAUAUAUUGUACAAAAGAAUCAUUUAAUAGUAUGCAAUCACGUAAUGUUGAUGGUCAUAUCAUUAUUAUAAAUAGUAUUGCUGGUAAACAAAUUCCAGAUGGUCCAGAAUCAGAUAAUAAAUCAUUAAAUAUUUAUGCUCCAACAAAAUUUGCAUUAACUGCAAUUGCUGAUGUUUAUAGACAUGAAUUUGCUCAAUUGGGAACAAAAAUUAAAGUUACUAGCAUUUGCCCAGGACUGGUUGAUACUGAAUUUUUAACUGAAGAGACACUAAAUUCUGGUAAACCAAUGUUAACACCUGAAGAUGUUUCUAAUACUGUUAUGUAUGCAUUGAAUACUCCACCGCAUGUACAAGUCAGUGAACUAACAAUUCAACCAUAUGGUGAAACUAAUUAAAUUUUUGUAAUUUCAAUGAA
Molecule: messenger RNA, 791 nt
Organism: Condylostylus longicornis
Lineage: Eukaryota; Metazoa; Arthropoda; Insecta; Diptera; Dolichopodidae
Product: farnesol dehydrogenase-like
Exons: 2
Coding region: 1-771 (256 amino acids)
Source: RefSeq, a predicted model, not a curated record